Messenger RNA from Phialemonium atrogriseum, 2244 nucleotides. Its product is annotated as stress-responsive transcription factor hsf1. Gene Ontology annotation, molecular function: sequence-specific DNA binding; DNA-binding transcription factor activity. The transcript is spliced from 2 exons. Gene Ontology annotation, biological process: regulation of DNA-templated transcription. The coding region runs from base 1 to 2244 and encodes 747 amino acids. The record is from RefSeq and is a predicted model, not a curated record. NCBI's taxonomy places the organism in Eukaryota, Fungi, Ascomycota, Sordariomycetes, Cephalothecales, Cephalothecaceae.
AUGUAUCCAUCCAUGUCUUCCCCGAAUUCGAGAAAACGGGCUGCCCCGGGGGCAUCCCCCGUCGUACCGAUACAGCAAAUGCAGCAGCCCUCAUACCCCACCGCGCAGCCGGACCAAGGAUUGCGGUGGGAUGGCGGAGCCGUUGGAAGCGAUUUUGUGGAUGCUGGAUCGAGGAGUGUGAACCCGUACGGCAUCAUUUCCACCCCAGCCCAAUAUGGACAAGGCAUUCCGGCAGCUCCUUCUACCGCGCUUGCACGACGGGGCAUGGGCCAAAUGAGCCAGGCACUGGUCCCCACGACCCCGAGGCAGGCAUUUGAUCCCAAUUCGGGAACUUGGAACAGCUUUGGCGACGAAUCAUUCUUGCAGCCGCCAAACCCCAUGGAUGACAAUGACAAUAUCGAGCUACUUGAGGAGCGUGCAGCGCGAGCUAAGAGGGACGCGCAGGCAAAGCGCAAGCAGAUCCCUCCCUUCGUUCAGAAGCUCAGCAGCUUCCUCGACGAGUCCAAGAACACAGAAUUGAUCCGCUGGUCUGAUAAAGGCGACUCGUUCGUUGUCCUUGACGAAGACGAGUUUGCAAAGACGUUGAUUCCAGAACUCUUCAAACACAACAACUAUGCGUCUUUCGUGCGGCAGCUGAACAUGUAUGGCUUCCAUAAGCGCGUCGGUUUGUCAGACAACUCGAUGAAGGCGAGCGAGAGGAAGAACAAGAGUCCGAGCGAGUAUUACAAUCCAUAUUUCAAGCGCGGCCAUCCAAACCUUCUAUGGCUCAUCAACAAGCCAAAAAGCGGCGGCAGUAAGAAGAAGGGCGCCAAGAAGGAAGAUGGCGACAUGGACAGCGAGGAUGAUGGGGCGGUCGAGGAGACCCUCUCUGCCCAGCAGCCCUUCAUUACCACCAAUGUUGGGAACAGAGGCGCUGGCAUUAGCGAGGUCGGGCCGCUGCAGAAGAAAGAUCUCGUACAGGUCAAAUCUCAGAUCGACAAGCUUCAACAACAGCAGCUCGCCAUCUCACAGCUAAUCGAGAGAUUGCGUCGAGACCACAACCAGCUGGUUACCCAGGCGAUUAUGUUCCAGAGCAUGCAUGAGCGUCACGAGAACUCGAUCAAUGCCAUCCUCAACUUCCUAGCCAAUGUGUUUCGAAAAUCGUUGGAAGAGCAAGGCGGCGCCCAGAGCGUCUCGGAUCUUCUUGCGAGCAUCAUCCCCGGCGCACAGAUGCCGCAGGGCAGUGUCGUGGACCUCGACGAUUUUGUCAAACGACAAGCUCCCGACCCGGCCACGGCGAGCACUCCAAAGAGGCAGCCGCGGCUGCUUCCGCCCAUCCCGAAUCAAGCCAAGGCUAUGAAUGCGGCAGCUUCUCAUGCGCCGCAGGCGCCGUAUCAAGCUGCGCAGCCGAUGGGUUCUAUCACAGAGCUUUUCGACACGUCGCCGUCUGAUACGACCUCACCAGCGUACCUUCACAACGAGCUUCGAACAAAUCCCCAGGAAGGCAUGAUGAAGAUUAUUCAAGACACAAACGCGGGCGGCACAUCCGGAAUUGACCUUCCGAACGUGGCGGCCAAGACGCCAGUCACCAUGAGCCACGAACAGCGCAGCAAGAUGCUGAAUAUCAUGGCAGGCCAGUCUUCGUCGGACUCAUCUUCGGUCCCAGCCACAGCCGGCGCCCCUCCGCUUCGCCCCUCCUCUUCACCAAUACCACCACCUCACGCAUCGUCGUCAAGGAGCCCCAACAUGGGCCUAUCCCCUAUCUUCCCCUCCAUACAACCUCCUUCUCUCUACGAAAUCCGCCAAACGCAAGCCGAAAUGGAGGCCUUGCAACAACUGCAGAGCGACCAGGCUGCGAAGCUCGACGAACUAUCCUCUAUCCUCGGCCCCUUGAGUCCCUCGGGGCGUAUUCCUGGCGUCGAUGAAUCUGGAAACCAGACAGGCUACUUCGACAACAUCGACUACGACCAGUACCUGGACCCGGUUGCCUUGGACGACCUACACUACGACGGAAAUGACUUUCCCGGAGGAGGUGUUUCGACGGGCAAUAUAGACGGCAACGAUUUCAACUUCAGCCUGGACGGGCCGAACGACGUCGCGACGGCCAGUGCCCCUCACCUAGCCACCAGCGGUGGAUUAAAAUCCGAGGGCGUGCCCGAGAGUGCGCCCGGAAAGGAUACGCCAAGUCCAGCAGGCACUGAAGAGAUAUUGCGCAACGACCUCGAUACGCCCGAGCGCAAUUCGAAGCGCCGCCGCCAGUUCUGA